This is a messenger RNA of Cladocopium goreaui, 1614 nucleotides long. The record is from the annotation of a GenBank genome assembly. NCBI's taxonomy places the organism in Eukaryota, Dinophyceae, Suessiales, Symbiodiniaceae.
AUGCAAGCGCUGGGACAACAGUCUCGAGUGGCGCGGAAAGUCCGUGCGUACUUGACGAAAACAAAGCUUGGUCUGCUGUUUGGGUGCCGCCGCCGUGCCCACAUCCAGACAGAGCAUGGUGAGGCAUUGCAUGCUGUUCAUUGUACGGCACGCAAGCAGCUGCUGAUAUGGCUGCGCGACAAAUGGGCUGCGCAGCGAAUGGCCGCUCGGAAUGAGCACGGACACGCCAAGCGGCAGCGGUGGAGAGCUUCAUUUGCACAAGCCGACAGGCCGCAGAUUUUGCGCGACAUGUUGCCGCAAAUUCCUGUGAAGUUUGCACGUGCUGCACGUGACCUACUGGCAGGGUGGCAUGUCGAAGAGCCGAUUGUCAACGAGCCAUCGCCGCAAGCAUACAAGGGCACUGGUACUAUGUUCCGAUACAGUGGCUCCUUUAGCAUGAUUGAGCAUCAACCUUCCUUGGACCUGCUUGCGGCAGGACCAUCUGUCGACAUUGAUCUGCUCAGUGCCGGCCUACGAAACGCACCGCAGGUGCUUGCCAUUUGGGAUGACUUUCAAAGUUGGAUGACCGAGCUCGGCAACAAGUACCGCUUUGAACGGGUCAGCACCGCCCUGGAGCUCCACACAGAGGUGACGCUGCAACGCAGAGUGCCUUCCAUUCACUUGCACAUGAUGUUUGACACCCGCGACUCGGCAGCAAUGCGGGCUCUAGCACCGUACCUUCCUGGCCCAUGCACCCGCAUGUUGCGGCCAGGGCGACAAGUGCAUCUGUCUGGACAAAGUUUGGCAUUUCGUGGGUGCAAGCCGCACAUCUCCUUGGAUUCCUCGCAGGCUCGUGGGCGGUCAGUCCGUCGUGCACUGGAUCAAGGGCACUUUUAUCUCCAAGUGGAGAAGAAAGGGUCCAUUUUUCGCCAGACCACUUGCCCAGCAUACCAGACUUUCACAGUGAGCCCCGACUGGGUGACUGGACUUUGGCAGGGGGAUAAGAUUAACAAGGAGUGUGCCGAGCAGCACUACGUCCAAUGCAAGCGCAACAUUCGUGCUUACUGUGAGAACCUGAAGUACCAUGGCCAGAAACAACGGGAGCUGUACAUUCAGCAGCAGCAGGCUGCUGCAGCAGAGCUCUUGCGCCCACUGCAGAAAGAGCCAGUGGAACUACCAGAAGUGACGCAGCUGUUCUUGCCACAGUUCACGCGGCCUAUGCAUCGCCGAAAAUUCUUGGUGCUGAAUGGCCCAACGCGCCUGGGGAAGACUGUCUAUGCACGGUCUCUCUUUGGCGCAGACCACACGUAUGAAACCAAUUGUUCUGGGGUGUUGGGGCCCGACAUGAGGGAAUAUGAUGUGCUACGGCACCGGUGUGUGGUGUUUGAUGAAGCUAGUGUCCAUCUUGUCUUGAAGCACAAAAAAUUGUUUCAGGCGCCGCCUGCCGAAAUUUCACUUGGGCACUCGGCGACAGGCAUGUAUGUUUAUCGCAUCUGGGUUUGGAAUGUCGCUCUCAUUGUCACAUCCAAUGUCUGGACCACCGAACUGGAGCAGCUCGCUGCAGAAGAUCGGGAAUGGCUAGAAGGGAAUGCGAUUCUCAUUCAGUGUAGCCAGCCCUUAUACAGACAAGACUGA